AUGGCGGACGCAGGAGGCGAGCGCCCCGAUUGGGGCGCAGAUCUGGUGGAGCAGGCGCGGCAGGUCGCUGCGGGCACCUUUAAGGUGGAGGCGGGCUCUGGCGAGGCGCACGAGGUGGAGAAGGUGGAGAAGGUGGAGGCCGGCUCUGGCGAGGAGCAGGCGGAGCAGAAGCAGGAGGAGGAGGAUCUUGUGGGCAACAAGAGGAAGUGGGACAAGACUGGGUUCUACCCAUAUGACUCUGAUGAAGCUGAGCCGUAUGAGUAUGAAUCUGGAGAUGAUGUGGUCGAGGGGAACGUCGAGUCCUUUGAAGAGAAGGUGGUGUUGAAGAUCAGGGCCCAAGGACCUGGUAUGUACCACAACUGGAGGACGGAAAAGUACCGUUGCCCCUUCUGCAGCAAGCCCAAGCCCAGCAAGUUCAUGGCUAAGGCGAAUGGAAAAAAGGGUGCAACAAUCGAUAAGGAUGAGGAAGUUAUGUCCGGUAAGUGCAAGAGGACCAUUCCUAAGAAAUUUGAAUCCCCCUACGCACUUGACAAGCCCAGCAGGCGUCCCAACCGUGGUCAGAAACCCUCCGGUACUUCUACUGCUACUAGAGCUUUGUUUUCUGAAAAUCAUGAGCCGGAGGUUGUGGCAGAUGAGUUGACGCCGGAAAUAGUUGAUGCAGCUGUUUCAUUUGUCGAGUUAGCUGCUAGCACUGAGAAGAAUAAGGGGAAGAAAGUUUACUACAGUGAAGGGCGUGGCAUAUCUCUGACUUCCGAAAGGAUUCGACCGGUAAUUGAUGCUUAUAUGGGACAUUUGGAGCUGCGCGUUAGUCAUGAUCGUUAUCUCUAUCCAGCGUGGAUGUCCAAAUUCCUUGUAGAUCGUGCUAUCGGACGAGACGAUCCAUUGCCGUCGAGCUGCAACAUGGAUAGUGCUCUGUCCAAAGCUGGAGCAGUUAAUAGAGUCACGAAAGAGUAUACUGUGCGUGAUAAGAUGUAUAUCGCGUUGAAUAUCGACAAUGCCCACUGGAUGACCGUGGUCAUGCACUUGAUCAAGCAAGAAUUCCAAGUUCUCGAUUCGCUCUAUCCUCUGGACCUGAUAGAAAAGACUGUGAAAGCACUGCGAAUGGCUAUAGCACACGAUAUGCACCUAGCAAAUCUUAUUACACCAGGGAAAUAUCCGGACGUAAGUAAGUGGCCUAUCAAGGAGUAUGACAUGCCCCAGCAAGAGGAUGGGAACUCUUGUGGCCUUUUUGUCACAGAAUGUCUAGAACAUUGGGACGGGGACCGAAUGACCCGUGAUUUUUCACAGGCCACCGUUGACGCAAGGAGAAGACGUUUCGUCACGGAGUUGAUUAUGUCACCUUCGAACACGAUGGAGUGUGUGAAGAAUAAAAUUCGUGAAAUCGCAAGGAAAAGGCGCACCUGA
This is a messenger RNA of Aegilops tauschii subsp. strangulata, 1404 nucleotides long. The record is from RefSeq and is a predicted model, not a curated record. NCBI's taxonomy places the organism in Eukaryota, Viridiplantae, Streptophyta, Magnoliopsida, Poales, Poaceae.